AAACGAGGAAAUGAAGAGAAUGUUAAACGAAGCGCCAUCGCAACUGUUUCUUUUUUAUUCUUCUCUCUUUUGAAGAGCAGGCGCCAAAUAUCAUUUUCUUUUCUUUUUCAUUUGUUUACGUUUUUUUCUGUUUUAAUUUUUUAGAAUUUUAAUUAUGUUCUAUCGUCGUAUUAUUAAGGAUUUGCUUUCGGUUAAUUUGUGUCAAAAGCGUUUCAGUUCACAGAGUUGGAGGAUUUCAGGUGGAAAAGAUGUUGCCAGAUAUACUACUGCGAUUGCUGUUGGAUUUCUUGGUUUGACUUUUGCUUCUGUUCCUUUGUAUCGUAUGUAUUGUCAGGUUACUGGUCAAGCUGGUCAACAAGGUUUCCUUGGGUCAACGGUUGAUAAGGUUGAAGAAAUGAAAAUUGAUAAAAAUAGACGUUUAAGAGUCUCUUUUGUUGCUGAUGCUGCAACUGAUUUACUUUGGGAAUUUAAACCUGUACAACAUUCAAUUGAGAUUAGUCCUGGUGAAACAACGUUAGCAUUUUUCACUGCUAAAAAUCCUCUUAAAGAUCCUGUUAUUGGAAUGGCGACUUAUACUGUUCUUCCAUUUGAAGCUGCUAAAUAUCUUAACAAAAUUCAAUGUUUCUGUUUUGAAGAGCAAAGAUUAAAUCCUGGAGAAGAGGUUGAUUUACCUGUUUUCUUUUACAUUGACCCAGCUUAUAAUGACGAUGCUCGAUUAGAUACAGUAACCGAUAUUAUAUUGUCUUACACCUUUUUCAUUGCCAAGGAAGGAAUUAAAUUACCACUACUCGGACAAUUGAAUCCACUACCAAGCUGAAAUUUAUGACUAAUUUAUUACAAAGAGACAACGAAAAUUGAAUCGUCGCUUUUGUGAUUUUAUUUUCCUUUCACUUUCAAUCCAUCAACAAGUGUCAAUAUUGAUCAAUUUGUGGCUAUAAGAUCGGAUCUUAACCACCAUAAGGGCUCUAAUCUAACAUGCAACACCAUCGAUCCUUAAAUUGUCAACAAUUUAUCAACAAUUUAGCCACCAAUUCAGCCUUAAAACUCAAUCAAACUGUAAAAUUGAAACUGUGCAUAUAAUUUAGGAUUACUUAGAUAAAAUGGAUUAUUUAAUAUUAUCUGUCAAGUGAAUGUUUAAAAUUAUAAAUAUGUAUACUAAAUUUCAAUUAAAUGUCUAAAAAUUUAGAUUAUAAAUCAAAAAUUUUGAUUCAAAAUUAAAAAAUUGUUUUAUAAAUCA
Molecule: messenger RNA, 1237 nt
Organism: Panonychus citri (citrus red mite)
Lineage: Eukaryota; Metazoa; Arthropoda; Arachnida; Trombidiformes; Tetranychidae
Gene: Cox11
Product: cytochrome c oxidase assembly protein COX11, mitochondrial-like
Exons: 4
Coding region: 155-817 (220 amino acids)
Cellular component (GO): mitochondrial inner membrane
Molecular function (GO): copper ion binding
Source: RefSeq, a predicted model, not a curated record